UAGUGUAGACACUAUCUGUCUAACUAAUGAGUGGGUCAGAUCCUGUUGAUGAUAGAGCUGACAACAGGAGACUAACACGUGCACGGGCACUAAGGGUACCGCACGUGUUUCAGGCCUUGGAGCCGGGAGAAGAAAGAAGGAUACGUAGAGCCCGUGCGCUAGCAGCGGGGAUAGCAGAAGCAAACAGAGCAGCAAAAGAGCAGGCAACAACAUGCAGAGCAGCUGCGAUGGCUAACGGCGCAAGCUCUGCUGCGUCAUCAUCUACGUCCUCGUCAGGGAACAGUGGGAUGAGUGUGGGAAUGCCAACUAGUUCCACAAGUUCCUCAUGCACUCCCGUUUCCACAGGCUCUAGUCAGUCUUCUAGUCAAAUGGCGGGUUCGCAGUUCAGCCCGUUGACCCCGCGUCAGAGGGAGCUCAAAGAGAUCGAGCAGGUCGAGAUGCUCCGCCGUAAGUUAGAGAAGGACCUGAAAGAUGCUACCGAUAGAGAAAAUGCGAUGAAAACUAGAGCAGCCAGGCUUGAAUCUUUAGAGAAUGACAAGGCUGAACUAGAGGGUUUGGAUGGGUCAACGUUAACUGACCCACUGAAGGUAUUGAAGAAGAACAUGCUGUCAUUACACGCACACGUGGAAAGCAAGUUAGACUUCAUGCAGAGCACUCUAGACCAGAUCCUGGAUGCUUUGACAAGGCUAGGAUUCCGGCCACCAGCACAAUCGCCGUUGCCGUUAUCGGCGAUGUCAGGCCCCUUUCCGGUUCAAGCUGGCACACAACCAAGUGGAUUGAGUGUUUCCAUGGAUUUCAUGGACACCCUUGUAACCAGCAAGAGUGGUAAGAGGCACAUCUUCGUCAUCAUUGACCGAUUCACCAAGUACGCUAGACUAAUUCCAAUGCCAGAGACAGCCAGGACAGAAUACGUCAUAAAGUUGUUCAAGGACAACUGGGUAAGGGACUUUGGUUUACCAAAGACCAUCAUUAGUGACCGAGACGUCCGAUUCACAAGUGAGCUGUGGAAGAAGACUGCGGAACAGAUGGGCAGUCAACUUCAGAUGACUUCUGGGAAUCAUCCCGAAGCCAACAGACAGACCGAACAAAUGAAUAGAGUUGUACAACACUUGCUGAGGCAUUACAUCAAGCCCAGCCAGGAUGACUGGGAUGAGCAGUUACCUCUCAUCGCCAGCCUGUACAACAAUGUUAUACAUAGUAGUAUCGGCGUUAGUCCUAACCAGCUGCACUUAGGAUGGAAGCCUAGAUCAGCAUUAGACUUCCUCCUACCUGAAAACCGACCCGCUGCAACUCCAGGCACACUUGAAUAUGGUGUGCAAUAUGAGAAGUUGUUGCAAGAUGUUGUUGAACAUAUGAAGAAAGCUCAGCAAGCCAUGAUUGCUUCUGAGAAUCAACAUCGCAGACAGUCUACAUUUCAGGUAGGGGAACGUGUCUGGGUCAAGGCUAGUGAGUUAGGACAGGAGUUCGGAAUAUCUCGUAAACUAAUGCCUCAAUACUUUGGUCCCUGGGAAGUCUUGGAUGUAGUGGGAGAUGAGUCGGAUGGUCCCACCUAUGUCAUUCGUGUCCCUGGACACCUACGCACUCACCAAGUCUUUCAUGCCUCAAAGCUUGCACCUUUCGCUGAGACUGAUCAAUUCCCUUCCAGGAGAUCGAUGCUGCCCCCAACCAUGGAUGGACAAGUUGACAUCGACGACAUUGUGGAUCACAGGGAUAUGCCUGUUCCGAAGCCGCUAGGUCGAGGAAGACCUCCUAAGCCCAAGAGGGAGUACCAGAUCAGAUUCAGGCAUCAUACGGAUCCUAAAGAAGAUCGGUGGUUUACCCUGGAGGAACUGAUGGAAACAGCUCCUCAGGUCGUGGCAGAUUAUGAACGGAAGCUAAAAGGGAAGGCACCUGCGAAGUAAGCAUCUCAGCGGACUUUCGAAGCUAAGGGGGAUGGAAUGUGAGGAUUGAGCCCUCAAGUAGGGGCCUUGCCAUGAUGUACAUGUUCUGGGCUAAGGCCCCAGCAAGCCUAGUGCCCGCCCUAAGUGAAGGCGGGCCAGCAAAUCAACAAGAGCCCUCUCG
Messenger RNA from Chara braunii, 2061 nucleotides. The record is from the annotation of a GenBank genome assembly. Lineage: Eukaryota; Viridiplantae; Streptophyta; Charophyceae; Charales; Characeae.